Pseudophryne corroboree (corroboree frog) is the source of this 15514-nucleotide messenger RNA. It is a transcript of the gene FAT1, whose product is annotated as FAT atypical cadherin 1. The transcript is spliced from 30 exons. The record is from RefSeq and is a predicted model, not a curated record. Gene Ontology annotation, biological process: homophilic cell-cell adhesion. NCBI's taxonomy places the organism in Eukaryota, Metazoa, Chordata, Amphibia, Anura, Myobatrachidae. Gene Ontology annotation, cellular component: plasma membrane; cell-cell junction; catenin complex. The coding region runs from base 723 to 14642 and encodes 4639 amino acids. Gene Ontology annotation, molecular function: cadherin binding; calcium ion binding.
UUACAGAGAAUAUUUCAGUCAUUCACAUUACAGAUGAACUGGAUAAGCCAUAGCUGAGAGCUUGAUACAGUGCAACAAGAGAUAGCACGCUUGGCAGGCUGAGAGAAGCAAGGCUGCAAUAAAAUGAAUGACAUGCAGAUUUGGAAAGAAGUGACUGUUUAGAAGCACAUAGUACAGUUUCUUGGCUGGAAGAAUCCCCUGUUCAUGAAGUGAGGGGGUGGAGGAGAGCGUGACGUCACCACCCCUCCAGUGAGCCUUGUCCCAGUGCUGGCUGCAGGCAGGGGAGGCAGGCACAGGGAAAGCCAGGCACUCUGCUAGACUGCUACUGCCAGUGCUACAGCCACAGAGCUCCACAACUUCUAUCAUUCCUGCUUUGCACAGACAUGUCUUGAAGACUUGGAUUUCCUCUCUUCCUUGGAUAUUUAUUACCCCACCCCACCCCCCACUCUUGUACUGGGGGCCAUUCUCUGGUCUUUCAUUGAUGUCCAAAGAUUAAGGAUAUUUUCCUGGUGAUGCUGAGACUGGAUGGUGGAUUUCCUGACGGUGUACUGGGCACUUAUUCCUUGGGGCUAUGCAAGAAAACAAGAGCAGCAAGAGAGAAAAGUUCUCACUUAGCAAAAGGUCGGCUAGCUGAAGCCGAUGGGCCAUCCGUAAAAUAACCGCAGCUCUGGGCGAUAAAUAAAACGAUCCAGCUGGUCUGGUGACUGUAUACUUCCUCCAUCAUGGGGGAGUACUUGACCAUGCUGCUCUUGCUGAUGUUACUACAACUCUUUGGUGACUGUGACGGUAGCCAUGGACUGCAUUCUCCUGCAUCAUUUCAGUUGACUCAGCACCUCUACAAUGCCACUAUCUAUGAAAACUCUGCUUCAAAGACUUAUGUGGGCCACCCGACAAAAAUGGGCAUGUAUCUUGACCCUUCAUGGGACAUCAAAUACAAAAUAGUCUCUGGAGAUAACGAGAACCUUUUUAAAGCAGAAGAGCAUAUUUUGGGAAAUUUUUGCUUCCUGAGGAUACGAACCAAGGGUGGUAACACAGCAAUUCUCAAUAGAGAGGUUAAAGAUCACUACCUCCUUUCUGUCAAAGCAGUUGAUAAGCACUCAAAUGCGGAAGCACGGACAAGAGUUAGAGUUCAAGUGCUGGACACGAAUGACUUGAGGCCAUUGUUUUCCCCCACCCUGUACAGUGUUUCUUUGCCUGAAAACACAGCAAUAAGGAGCAGCAUUGCUAAAGUUAGUGCAACAGAUGCUGAUAUUGGAACCAAUGGGGAGUUUUACUACAGUUUUAAAGAGAGAACUGACAUGUUUGCUAUCCAUCCAACUAGUGGUGCUAUUAUACUAACUGGAAGACUUGACUAUUCAGAGACCAAGCAGUACGAUAUGGAAAUUCUUGCAGUUGACCGCGGAAUGAAGUUGUAUGGAAGCAGUGGAAUUAGCAGUAUGGCGAGACUGGUUAUUCAUGUGGAACAAGCCAAUGAGCAUGCUCCUGUUAUCUCUGCUAUUACACGUACUCCUUCUGAGAUUGAAAAAGAUUUAACAUAUGCAAUUGUAACUGUGGAUGACAAUGACCAAGGAGCCAAUGGUGAAAUUGCCUCUUUGAGCAUUAUUGCUGGAGAUCCUUUACAGUAUUUUAAGACCAAUAGAACUUCUCCAGGAAGCAAGGAAUAUAAGAUUGUAGCUGUUAGAGAGAUUGAUUGGGCUACCCAACCAUUUGGCUUCAACUUGACCCUACAAGCUAAAGACAAAGGCUCCCCACCACAGUUUUCUUCCCCAAAAAUAAUCCAUGUGACCUCUUCACAAUUUAGUGGACCAGUAAAGUUUGAAAAAGAUGUUUACAGGGCUGAAGUAAGUGAGUUUGCUCCCCCUAACACACCUGUAGUUAUGGUUAAAGCAGUUCCAAGUCAUCCACACUUAAAGUAUGCAUUUAAGAAUGCAGCAGACAGAAACCGAUUCAGUUUAAAUCCCAAAACAGGUCUCCUUACAACCUUCAGCCCUCUUAAAGCAAAAGAGUCAUCCCACAUUGAACUGGAUGUUAUGACCAGUGACAAAAAAGCUUUCACAAAGGUGAUGAUAAAAGUGCUCAGCAUGAAUAGCAAUGCCCCUGAAUUCACCCAGACCUCAUAUAAAGCUGUAGUUGAUGAGAAUGUUCCAAUAGGCAGUCACGUCCUUACCGUUAAUGCUAUUGAUCAUGACGAAUUGGAGAAUGGAUACGUCACAUACAGCAUUGCAAACCUUAAUCCUGUGCCAUUCAUUAUUGAUGCUUUCUCUGGUGUGAUAAGCACUGCAGAAGAAUUAGAUUAUGAGCUGAUGCCGAGAGUCUAUACACUAAAAAUCAGGGCUUCGGACUGGGGUCUGCCUUAUCGCAGAGAAGUUGAAAUUCCUAUCACGGUGACUUUAAAUAAUUUAAAUGACAACAUACCAGUGUUUGAAAAGAUGAACUGUGAAGGUUCGGUCCCCAAGGAUCUUGGCAUUGGAGAGCAAAUAACUACUGUUUCUGCUAUUGAUGCUGAUGAGCUCCAGUUGGUAAAAUACAGAAUAGAGUCUGGAAAUGACUUUGAUUUAUUUACACUGAAUCCCAAUUCAGGAGUCCUAUCUUUGAAACAGUCUCUUUCAGAAGGGCCUGGAGCAAAAGUCUCCUUUCACAGUUUGAAGAUUGCCGCUACGGAUGGAGAAAACUUGGCUAAAUCAGUUUAUAUUAAUAUUACUGUGACUUCCAGCCGCAAGGUUGUUCAUUUAGAUUGUGAGGAAACUGGAGUUGCCAAAAUGCUUGCUGAAAAACUUCUACAGGCCAAUAAGUUAUUUAAUCGUGGAUCACUAGAAGAAACUUACUUUGACGUUCACUUGGCAAACUCACAUGUGCCUCAAUUUCCAAGCACGCAUCCAAGCAGAAUUGUAGUCAAGGAGAAUGUAGCUGUGGGAACACGUAUAAUCCAUAUGGGAGCUAAUGACCUUGAUUCUGGUUUCAACGGGAAGCUGGUCUAUACUAUUUCUGGAGGAAACAGUGAUAGCUGUUUCACUGUAGAUAUGGAUAAUGGUUGGAUACGGAUAUAUUCUCCACUUGACAGAGAGCUUAAAGACCAAUACACUCUGAAUAUCACCGUUUAUGACCUUGGAGUGCCACAGAAAUCAUCCUGGCAUCUCUUGGACAUCGAAGUACUUGAUGCUAAUGACAACCCACCUGAGUUUCUGCAGGAUAGUUACUUUGUUGAACUCAAGGAGAAUGAGGAAGGGGACCAUGCAAUUAUUAAAAUUGAAGCUGUUGACCGUGAUCUUGGAUCCAGUGGUGACGUGAGAUACUCCAUUCUCACAGACACUAAUACCUUUACAAUUGAUAGUGUUACUGGCAUAGUGAAAGCCGUGGAACCACUAGACCGAGAGAAGCAACAUAUGCAUUUGCUCAAAAUUCAGGCAAGAGACCAAGCGGAGAAUGAACCCCAAUUGUUUUCAAAUGUGCUUCUAAAAAUUUUAGUAGAAGACGUAAAUGAUAAUCCUCCUAUUUUUAUUCCAUCCAACUAUCAUGUUAAAAUCCGAGAAGACCUUCCUUUGGGAACUCUGGUUACUUGGAUAGAAGCCUAUGAUGCUGAUUUAGGACUUUCAGGUCAAGUUCGAUACAGCUUUUUGGAAACUGGAGAUGGAAAAUUUGAAGUAGAUAAACUUAGCGGAGCUGUACGGAUAAUACAAGAGUUAGAUUACGAAGACAAGCAGGUUUACAAUCUGACUGCCCGAGCAAAAGACAGAGGAAGACCUAUGUCAUUGUCCUCAACUUGUUACAUCAGCAUUGAGGUUAUUGAUGUUAAUGAGAACCUGCAUACACCAUUGUUUUCUAACUUUGUAAGCAAAGCAGCGAUAAGAGAAGAUGUUCCAAUUGGAACACCUGUGAUGACUGUUUCCGCUCACGAUGACGACUCGGGUCGUGAUGGAGAGAUUAAGUACUCUAUAAGGAAUGGAUCAGGAGUCGGCGUCUUUACAAUACAUGAAGACAAAGGUAUUAUACGGACCGCAGAUAUUCUUGACCGCGAAACGACUUCUCAUUACUGGCUGACAGUUUAUGCCACCGACCGUGGUGUUGUUCCCCUUUCAUCUUUUAUUGAGAUAUACAUUGAAAUUGAAGAUGUUAAUGAUAAUGCACCUCAGACGUCGGAACCUGUGUACUACCCGGAGGUCAUGGAAAACUCACCUAGGGACUUGUCUGUUGUACAGAUUACAGCAUUUGAUCCUGACUCCAGCUCUAAUGACAAGCUGACUUACAAGAUUUCAAGUGGAAACCCACAAGGAUUCUUCGCAAUAAAUCCAACGACAGGUCUAAUUACAACUACAUCAAGACGACUUGACCGGGAACAGCAAUCUGAACAUAUACUUGAGGUGACCAUUACUGACAAUGGGUAUCCUCCAAAAUCAACUGUCUGCCGGGUUAUUGCAAAGGUCCUGGAUGAAAAUGACAAUAAACCCCACUUUCUGCAAAAAUUUUACAAGAUCCAGCUUCCCGAACGUGAAAAGGUAGAGCGGGAGAAAAACGCCAAGAGAGACCCAAUCUACAGAGUCAUUGCUGUAGAUAAGGAUGACGGACCUAAUGCAGAAAUUUCAUACAGCAUUGAAGAUGGAGACGAGCAUGGCAAAUUCUUCAUUGAACCUAAAACUGGGGUCGUUUCCUCCAAGAAGUCCUCUAGUGCUGGAGAAUAUGACAUUAUUACAAUUAAAGCUGUUGAUAACGGGAGACCUCAGAAGUCAUCCAGCACUCGAUUACAUAUAGAAUGGAUUGCAAAGCCAACACAGUUGAUGGAACCAAUUGCCUUUGAAGAACCAUUUUUCACCUUCACUGUGAUGGAAACUGAUCCUGUAGCUCAUAUGAUUGGCGUGAUAUCUGCGCAACCUAUGGGCUCGCCAAUGUGGUUUGACAUUACCGGAGAUGACCUAUCUAGCGAAGUAUUUUACAUCCUUCAGAUGGCUUGUGACCCAAGCUGUGUAGCAGAAGGUGGAAACUACGACAGCAGGUUUGAUGUAGACAAGGGCACAGGAACCAUCAUUGUUGCGAGACCUCUCGAUGCAGAACAGAAAUCUAAUUACAACUUGACAGUGGAGGCAACAGAUGGGACAAGAUCUAUCAGUACACAGGUUUUAAUUAAAGUAAUUGAUACAAAUGAUCACCGGCCAGAAUUUUCUACCUCAAAGUACGAAGUGUUGAUCCCGGAAGAUAUUCAACCAGAGACUGAGGUUUUGCAAGUCGUCGCCUCAGACAAAGAUGAGAAAAAUAAACUGAUUUACACUUUGCAAAGCAGCACCGACCCCGUUAGUCUGAAGAAGUUUCGAAUAGAUCCUGCCACCGGUUCUCUGUACAUUGUUGAAAAGCUGGAUCACGAAUCAAUGCAGCAGCACAUUCUUACAGUAAUGGUGCGAGAUCAAGAUGUUCCCGUCAUGCGCAACUUCGCCAGAAUUGUUAUUAAUGUGACUGACACCAAUGACCAUGCCCCCUGGUUUACAAGCUCUUUCUAUGAAGGUCGAGUCUAUGAAUCAGCUGCUAUUGGUUCCGCUGUGCUCCAAGUGACUGCACUAGACAAAGACAAGGGGAAGAAUGCUGAGGUUGUGUAUUCUAUUGAGUCAGGAAACACCGCAAAUGCUUUUUCAAUUGACCCAGUUUUAGGGAUUAUUAAGACCGCAAAAGAACUUGAUCGACACACUCAAGGUCAAUACGACUUGGUGAUCAAAGCUUCAGAUAAUGGAAUACCUACUAUGAGUCAGAUUACAUCUGUCCAUAUCCUUGUGACUGUGUCUGACAAUGCAGCACCUAAAUUUAUGAAAAAGGAAUACUCUGCUGAAAUCAGUGAAUCUGCGCGAAUUGGUAGUUUUGUCGCAAUGCUUUCUACUUACAGCCAAUCUUCGGUCGCCCAUGAAAUAAAGGAUGGAAAUAUAAUGAAUGUAUUUGAUAUCAACCCAAAUUCUGGCGUUGUCAUCACUCAGAAGCAUCUUGAUUAUGAAACGGCACCAUCAUACACGCUUACCGUUCAAGCAACAAACAUGGCUGGUCUGUCAACAAAUAUGACUCUUGUUGUGUAUCUUCGCGAUGAGAAUGACAACUUUCCCAUCUUUGUACAAACAGACUACAGAGGGCUCAUCAGUGAAUCUGCACCAGCCAACAGCGUUGUCUUAACUGCUGAAAACUCUCCGUUGGUAAUUAGGGCCACUGAUGCUGACAGAGAAUCAAAUGCUUUGCUUGUUUAUCAGAUUGUCGAGCCAUCUGUCCACAAAUAUUUUGCCAUUGACCCCAGCACUGGUUCAAUACGCACUUUAGUCAGCUUGGAUUAUGAACAAACAAAUAUAUUCCAUUUCACAGUGCAAGUGCACGACAUGGGCUAUCCACGGUUAUUUGCAGAACAUGCUGCCAACGUUACUAUAUAUGUUGUAGAUAUGAAUGAUUGUGCUCCUGUGUUUUCAAGAGAUGUCUAUGAAGCCUCCAUUUUGAUACCAACCUAUAAGGGAGUGCGGGUGGUUAAAGUUAAUGCCACAGAUGAUGAUUCUGGAUCUUUCGCUGAAAUUAUGUAUUCUAUAGUUGAAGGUAACAUUGGGGAGAAAUUUGCCAUUGACCCGUUAAAAGGAAUUAUAACUGUCCAAAACACAUCUCCAUUAAGGAGCCGUUAUGAGCUAACUGUACGAGCUUCCGAUGGGCGCUUCUCUAGCCUUGCGUCUGUGAAAAUCAAUGUGAAAGAAAGCAAAGAAAGUCCUCUGAAAUUUACGCAACAAUCUUACUCUGCAGCUGUCAAAGAGAACAUUACCCAGAUAAAAACGUUGACUGUCAUUAAUGCAGUUGGUAAUCGGAUGAACGAGCCUCUGUUUUUCCACAUUCUUAACCCAGACAUUCGAUUCAAAGUUAGCCACACUUCUGGAGUACUUUCAACUACAGGGAUACCAUUUGACCGGGAACAGCAAGAUUUGUUUGAGAUAGUUGUAGAAGUUACUGAUGAACAGAAACCCCCACGGGUAGCACAUGUGUUGGUGAAAAUAGUUGUUGAAGACAUAAAUGACAACCGCCCCAUUUUUGUAAACCUGCCCUAUUAUGCAAUGGUUCAAGCGGACGCUGAAUUGGGUCAUGUCAUCCGCCAUGUUACUGCUGUGGAUAAAGACAUUGAUAAAAAUGGAGAGAUACAUUUCUAUUUAAAAGAACUUUCAGAAAAUUUCCAAAUUGGACCAUCUGGCGCAAUCUCAUUAAAAAAGCAGUUUGAUCCUGAUGCCUUUAACAAAGAAUACUUCAUAACUGUGGUAGCAAAAGAUGGAGGGAGCCCAUCAUAUUCUGCAGAGGUUGUUGUACCAAUUACAGUAAUGAAUAAAGCAAUGCCUGUAUUUGAAAAGCCUUUCUACAGUGCACUGAUAGCUGAAAAUGCCCAACUCCACAGCCCUGUAGUGCACCUGCAAGCCAACAGCCCAGAAGGUCUUCGAAUAAUAUACAGCAUCACAGAUGGUGACCCAUUCAAUCAGUUUAAUAUUAACUUCAACACAGGUGUAAUCAGUGUUGUUGCACCCCUUGAUUUUGAAUCCCAUCCAGCGUAUAAGCUAAGAGUGCGAGCAACAGAUUCUGUCACUGGAGCUCACGCCGAAGUUUUUACUGAUUUUAUCCUGGAGGAUUUCAAUGACAAUUCACCGGUGUUCCAGCAGAGAGCAUAUGUUGCCACCAUGUCUGAGGCUUCUGUUGUCGGAACACCUGUUGUGCAGGUGAAGGCCACCGAUGCAGACUCUGGGACAAACAAAGCAGUUUCUUAUCAUAUAGUGAGUAACCCUAGCAAUUGUUCCCAGUACUUUCAUAUUGACAGCAGCAGUGGACAGAUUGUUGUUGCAAAGCCUUUGGAUUAUGAGUACUUGCAUGUAUACAGUUUCUUAGUAAGGGCAGUCGACAGUGGGAUUCCUCCUUUAAGCAGUGACACCACUGUAAGUGUCCACGUUACUGAUCUCAAUGAUAAUCCUCCUGAAUUCACCCAACCACUUUAUGAAGCUAAAAUUAGUGAGCAUUCAAGACCAGGAAGUUUUGUAACGUGUGUAAAAGCUACUGAUGCAGACAAUUCUGAUGUUGAGAAGUUAGAAUAUUCUAUAGUUUCUGGAAAUGAAGAUAUGAAUUUUCUUAUUGACAGUAAAAGUGGAAUAGUAAGUGUUUCACAUUUGCGGAAAGAAAUUCUGAAUGCAUUCUAUAUCCUCAAUAUCUCCGUUUCCGAUGGUGUUUUCAGAAGUUCAGCUCCGGUACGUAUUGCUGUAACGAGUGCUAAUUUACAUAGUCCUACAUUUGGACAGAGUCAAUAUGAAGUGGAGCUUUCAGAGAACUCUCCAGUGCAGUCCCUUGUCACGGAACUUAAAGCUGUAGAUGAAGACACAGGAAUCUAUGGGCAUGUCUCUUAUCACAUCAUAAACGAGUUUGCAAAGGAUAACUUCUACAUUAAUGAGAAAGGACAGCUGUUUACAGCAGAAAAGCUUGACCGAGAAAGUCCGACCAGCAAAGUCAUUCCAAUAAGCAUAAUGGCAAAGGAUGGGGGUGGGAAAGUGGGGUUCUGUGUUGUCAAUGUCAUUCUCACAGAUUCCAAUGAUAACGAUCCAAAGUUCCGUGCCACAGAGUACAAACUAAGCAUUGCAUCGGAUAUACCUCGAGGUACUUCAGUUGCUAGAAUUAUGGCUUCAGAUGGCGAUGAGGGGGCAAAUGCCGAUAUAUCUUAUAAGAUCGAAGCAAAGUCUGAAAGUGUGGAAGAAAAUUUUGAAAUCAGUCAAUACUCUGGAAUCAUUAACACAAAGGAAAGCUUAGUUGGAUUAGAAGAUCAAGACUUUUCGUUUUUUGUUAAAGCAACGGAUGGAGGGUCACCGCCAAGAGAGAGUAUCAUCCCUGUCUUUAUUAGAAUUCUGCCAACCGAAGUGCAGCUGCCAAAGUUUUCAGAGCCAUUCUAUACCUUAAGUAUCUCGGAAGACACGCCAAUUGGUACAGAGCUUGAUGUCAUCAGAGCAGAAAGUAGCCAGCCCAUAAUAUAUCAGCUCAUGAAAGGAAACACACUUGAAAGUAAUGUUGAUGACAUCUUUGUUAUAGAUAAGCAAAAUGGCAGACUAAAACUUGAAAAGGAAUUGGAUCAUGAGUCAACAAAAUGGUACCAGUUUUCAGUGUUGGCGCAAAACAUUCAUGGGGAGCAUGAGGUCAUCUCUUCUGUGGAUGUUAAUAUUCAGGUUAAAGAUGCCAAUGACAAUAAACCCAUUUUUGAGGCAAAUCCGUAUGAGGCUUUUAUUGUUGAAAAUCUUCCUGGAGGCUCUAAAGUCAUCCAAGUUAAAGCUGUAGAUAUGGAUUCAGGAAUCAAUAAGUAUGUCUCCUAUAUGUUGGCACCGUUACAAGACCCCCAAGAAGUUAAAGACCAUUUCUCUGUGGACCCGGAAACUGGGUGGGUCACCACUCUUGGUGAGCUUGAUCAUGAGAAAAGGAACAAGUACAACAUUGUAGUAGUUGCUUACGAUCAUGGGGAUAAAGUGCUGUCAUCAUCUACUGUAAUUGAAGUUACGGUGAUGGAUGUGAAUGACAACCCGCCACGUUUCACUGCAGAAAUAUAUAAAGGCACAGUGAGUGAGGAUGACCCUCCAGGUGGUGUGAUUGCUAUCCUGAGCACCACAGAUGAGGACACUGAGGAUAUCCACAAAGAAGCCACAAUGUAUAUUACAGGAGGGGAUCCUCUUGGGCAGUUUGGUAUUAAAAACAUGCAGCAUGAAUGGAAGGUUUAUGUUAGAAAACCACUGGACAGAGAAGUGAAGGACAACUAUCUAUUAAACAUAACUGCAACAGAUGGAACGUUCUCCAGCAAAGCUGUGGUUGAAGUGAAGGUCCUUGAUGCUAAUGACAAUAGUCCAGUCUGUGAAAAGGAUUCCUAUGCUGAGACCAUUUCUGAAGAUGCACUUUCUGGGAAAGUAAUCCUCCAAGUUUCAGCCAGCGACGCCGACAUUCGCUCUAAUGCUGAAAUCAUUUACACACUGCAUGGUCGCGGCUCCGAGAAAUUCCACCUCAAUCCAUUUACAGGGGAAUUGAUGACCUCCUCACCGCUUGACCGCGAGAUCCAGGAGCUCUACCACCUCAUAGUGAAGGCGACAGAUGGAGGCGGUCAUUUCUGUGAAGCUACUGUGGAGUUGACAUUGGAAGAUGUGAAUGACAAUGCCCCCGAGUUUUCUGCAGAUCCUUAUACUGUUACUGUAUUUGAAAACACUGAACCAAAAACCCCACUCGCAAGAGUCCAGGCCAUGGAUGCUGAUGCAGGCCUUAAUCAUAAGGUGCAGUAUUCAUUAAUCCACUCGGCAGAAGGUCAAUUCUCCAUUGAUGAGUUGUCUGGAAUAAUUAGUUUGGAAAGACCUCUAGACCGGGAGCUGCAAGCCGUAUACACCCUAACUGUCAAAGCUACUGACCAAGGGUUGCCUCGGAAACUCUCCUCCGUUGCAAAGGUUGCGGUGUCAGUUUUGGACAUUAAUGAUAAUCCACCAGUCUUUGAACAUAGGGAAUAUGGUUCAACUUUGGCAGAAGAUGUGGCUGUCGGAACAGAAGUUCUCCAGGUGUAUGCCACCAGCAGAGAUAUUGAAGCCAAUGCAGAAAUUUCAUACCAAAUUAUCAGUGGCAAUGAGCAUGGAAAGUUCAGUAUAAAUCCAGUGACAGGAGUUCUAUUCAUAAUUGAAAGCCUGGACCAUGAGACCUCCGCGGAGUAUUAUUUGACAGUAGAAGCCACAGAUGGUGGGACCCCGCCUCUCAGCGAUGUGGCCACUAUCAGCAUAAAUGUAACAGAUGUAAAUGAUAACUCGCCAAUUUUCAGCCAGAACAUGUACAAUGCUGUGGUUGGUGAAGAUGCUGUGUCUGGACAGUCUGUCUUAAUGGUUGUUACAGAUGAUGCCGAUGGACCUUUGAACAGCCACAUUCGCUACUCAAUUACAGAUGGCAAUCUUGGGAAUACCUUUAUCAUAGAUCCUGUAAGAGGCGAAGUUAAAGUGAAUAAACUUUUAGAUAGAGAGAAGAUUUCUGGUUACACGUUAACUGUUCAAGCAGAAGAUAAUGGCAUUCCACCCAGAUUUAACAUUACCACCGUCAACAUUGAUGUGUCCGACGUGAAUGACAAUCCUCCUUUGUUCUCUAAAGGGAAUUACAGCAUUAUUAUUCAGGAAAAUAAGCCGAUUGGCUUUAGUGUCCUGCAGCUGGUGGUGACAGACAAGGAUUCGUCUCACAACGGCCCUCCUUUUACGUUCACAGUUCUGAGUGGAAACGAGGAUAAUACUUUUCAGAUUAACCAGCUAGGAGUACUGACAACUGCAGCUGCGCUGAACCGGAAAACCACCGAUCACUUUUUACUUCAAGUCCAGGUGACGGAUAACGGUAAACCAUCAUUGUCAUCAACAACGAAUAUUGAUGUGCGAGUGAUUGAAGAGAGUAUCUACCCUCCGGCAAUUCUACCGCUAGAAAUAUACAUUACAACAUUCGGGGAAGAGUAUGCAGGAGGCGUGAUUGGAAAGAUUCAUGCAACAGACCAGGAUGUUUAUGACACACUGACUUACAGUCUGGAUCCCAAGGUGGAAAACAUCUUCUCCGUUUCGAGCACUGGGGGCAAGGUGAUAGCACACAGGAAGCUGGAUGUGGGCCAGUAUUUGCUAAAUGUCAGUGUGACUGAUGGAAUGUUUACGACAUCAGCUGAUAUCACCGUUCAUAUCAAGCAAAUUACACAAGAGUUGCUCAAUCACAGCAUAGCAUUCCGUUUCUCCAACCUCUCCCCAGAGGAAUUCGUUGGGGAUUACUGGCGAAACUUUCAAAGAACUUUGAAAAACAUUUUGGGUGGGCGGAAAAUUGAUGUUCAGAUCCUCAGCUUGCAACCUUCUGACCCACCUGCAAACCUUGAUGUCCUGCUGGCUGUAGAUAAGCCUGGCAGCACACAUUUUGCACCUAAGCUUCUUAUCCAAAAGAUAAAUUCCUCUAUCGCCGAUAUUGAAGACUUCAGUGGCGUUAAAAUACUUGAGGUCUUCCAUAAGCUUUGUGCUGGCAUGGAUUGUCCCCUGAGAUUUUGUGAUGAGAAGAUAUCUGUAGAUGAGAAUGUCAUGUCAACACACAGUACUGCACGGCUGAGCUUUGUGACACCGCGACACCUGAGGAGAGCUGUAUGCUUGUGCAAAGGAGGAAAGUGUCCCAUAUUAAAUCGUAUUUGUGAAGCCAAUCCAUGUCCUGACGGUAUGGAAUGUGUUGUGGAUGCAAAAGAAGAGACAUACAAUUGCAUUUGCCCAGAUGGCCGACAGUGCAACAUUGGCUCAUCGGUUACAUUCACUGGGAACAGCUACAUAAAAUACAGAUUGUUGGAAAAUGAGAACAAGGAAGAAAUGAAGCUCACAAUGACGCUUAGAACGUAUUCUGCUCAUGCUGUUGUCAUGUACGCCAGAGGAACAGACUAUAGCAUCCUCGAGAUCCAAGGCGGAAAGCUGCAGUAUAAAUUUGAUUGCGGCAGUGGUCCUGGAAUCGUGUCUGUCCAGAGCAUCCAUGUUAAUGAUGGGCACUGGCACACUGUGUCAUUAGAGGUGGAUGGGAACUAUGCCAGGCUGGUUUUAGAUCGUGUCCAUACUGCAUCUGGCACUGCACCUGGCACCCUCCGAACACUCAAUCUCGACAAUUACGUGUUUUUCGGAGGCCACAUGCGCCAGCAAGGAAUGAAACAUGGAAAAAUCUCUCAAGUCAGCAAUGGUUUCAGAGGCUGUAUGGACUCGCUGUCUCUAAAUGGUCAGGAGCUCCCUCUUCAUACUAAAUUAAAGAACUCUGCAAUCAUCGAAGAGUCUGUGGAUGUUACCCCAGGAUGUUCGCUGACCGCUGCUGAUGCCUGUUCUGCCAAUCCCUGCCACAAUGCUGGGGUGUGCUCCCCUUUGCCCAGUGGAGGUUACUAUUGUAAAUGUACAUCAUUAUUCAUGGGCACACACUGUGAGAUCGCCAUCAAUCCUUGUGCAGCCAACCCCUGCUUGUAUGGUGGGACUUGCAUUGUCAUGAAGGAUGACUUUAUCUGCCACUGCAGGGGAGAUUAUACUGGCCAGAGGUGUCAGUUGGGCCCAUUCUGUAAAGACAAUCCUUGUAAGAAUGGCGGCAAAUGCAUAGACAGCUUAGAUGGCCCUGUAUGCGAGUGUGAAGCUGGUUUCCACGCAGAAAGGUGCCAGAAUGAUGUUGAUGAAUGCCAAGAUAACCCAUGCCCUAAUGGUGCCCUUUGUGAAAACACUUAUGGCUCUUAUAAUUGUAACUGCAGUCAUGGGUAUGGUGGAAAACACUGCACAGAGAUUGCUCUUAACAAAUAUGUUUCAACUUCCUGGAACAUUGGGUUGGCUGAGGUCAUUGGGAUUAUAGUCUUCAUAGCGGGUAUCUUCUGUAUUGUUGUGAUCUUUGUUGUAUGCCGUGUAGUGGCCAGCAAGAAAAAGAAAAGGCAGCAGGAACCUGAAGAUAAACAUUCCGGAGCUACUUCAGCAUUUUUACAAAGACCAUUUAUGGAUCCUAAACUAAACAAGAAUAUCUAUUCAGAUAUCCCACCCCAGGUGCCGGUCAGGCCCAUAUCCUACACUCCGAGCAUUCCAAGUGACUCUAGAAAUAACCUGGACCGAAACUCAUUUGAGGGGUCCACCAUUCCAGAACACCCAGAGUUCAGCACUUUCAAUCCAGACUCCAUGCAUGGACAUAGAAAAGCAGUAGCUGUGUGUAGCGUUGCUCCAAACCUGCCACCUCCACCUCCAUCCAAUUCUCCAUCAGAUUGCGACUCAAUACAAAAGCCAAGUUGGGACUUUGACUAUGAUGCUAAGGUUGAUCUUGACCCAUGUCUUUCGAAGAAGUCUCUUGAUGAAAAGCCUUGUCAUCUAUACAAUCCCCGUGAAAGCAUGUCUGAGAUUCAGUCUCUUAGUUCCUUCCAAUCAGAAUCUUGUGAUGAUAAUGCUUCCAUUGUGACAGUAAUACACCUUGUCAAUUCUGUUGUUGACUCGGUGGAAAAUGAAGAGUCUUUUGCAGUUCCUGAAGUCAGGAAUUCAAGAGGUUAUCACUGGGAUACUUCAGACUGGAUGCCUAGUGUCCAACUGCCGGAUAUUCAGGAAAACCCACAUUAUGAAGUUGUUGAAGAACCUGGUCUACACUACACUGACCCUAAUGUGAUAGACACCGAUUAUUAUCCUGGAGGCUAUGAUAUAGAAAGUGACUUCCCACCUCCACCGGAAGACUUUCCUUUGCCAGAUGAGCUUCCACCACUGCCUUCUGAGUAUACUGAACAGUUCAAUUCAAUGCAGCCACCGAGAGAAAUGGCUUCUGUAGGCAGCUUAGGUUCAUCAACAAAGAGUAGGCAGAGAUACAAUCUGAAUACAUACCUUCCACAACACCAAUAUCCAGCGAGUAAGUCAGAACCUCAAAGCACCACCAGUGGAGAUGGCAAUGGUUACAGAGAGCCUCGUUCUUCUCCCUACGUGCUAGGGUAUGGUAUAGACUUUCACGUCCCCAUGGUGGAUAACAUGUCCAUGUCGGAGUACACUUCUGCAGCUUCAUGCACUGACGUGUCUGCAUGCUGUGAAAUGGAAUCUGAGGCCAUAAUAAGUGACUAUGAAAGUGGAGAUGAUGGCCACUUUGAAGAUGUGACAAUUCUUUCCCUGGAAUCCCAACAUCACACCGAAGUUUAACACCAUUAAAAGUGCCUGGACAUUUGUUAGCAUCAUAAUUUCAUAGUAUAAUGUUAUCUGUUCAGUAUAUAUUUUUCUUUUCUUUUCAUGUUCUGUAGCAUAAAUUUUUGUUGCUUUAUUUUUAAUCAUUUGGUGUCCUCUAUCUGGCAUAUCUGCAGUGCGUCAUGCCAUGUGUACAAUGUAUUUCAUUCCCAGAUGUACAAUAAUGAAGACAAAUAGACCAUUUGGGUAGGCUAUUUUCACUCCAUUUUUUUUUUUAGCUAUUUUUCUUUUUUUUUUUGGACCAUAUGUAUUUUUUUAUUUUAUUUUUUUUAGGAAAAAAUACCACUACAUCAUGGUAGCAUGACGUGUAUUUAUAAAGUUUUAAAUAUAAUUUGAACUUUUUUUUUUCCACUUGUAAAUGUAAUGUACAGUUUUGAUUUCAAUAGCAUUAACUAGAUUUUGUAGAUAUUUUGUGGAUUAAUUUCCCUUUUGAACACAAGCUAUUUCAAGGUUUGCCCUUUAUACUAGCUAGCAGAUUGUUCCAAUAACCAGGGCUUACUGUAUCUCUUUAUUCCACUGAGGUUUUGACUUCUGAAAUUGAACAAUUUCCAGAUGUAUCUACAGUAACAUCUGCAUAUAAUUGACGCUAAGUCUGACGCUACAAAGCAAAAGUGAAAGGUGUCUUUCAGAGUCUGUAUUUCAGAAAUGUUUCCCUUCUUGGAAAGUGUAAUGGGGACCCACUGCAUACCUGUUUAGAACCAAAAUUAACAUGACACGGUUUUUAUGGUGUCUGUAUAUUUGUGAUGCAAUGGUCUUGUAAAGGUUUUUACUGAAAACUACCAUUAGCCAGUCUUUCUUACUGACAAUAAAUUAUUUAAAAAAACAAUAAA